AUGGCUAGAGUAAUGUCAAAAUUUAUUGGUGAAGAAUGUGAAACUCAAAUUAAUCCUGAAUUAAAAGAUGGUAAAUGUUUACAUAUUCUUGUUACUCAUGAUGAAACAAUUUUUCAAUCAAAUAAUGGACAGAAAUCAGCUCAUGUUAUAAUUAAUCCUGAAAAGAAUUUCGAUGGAUGGUGGAAUGUUAAUCAAUUAAUUGAUCAG
This is a messenger RNA of Funneliformis caledonium, 207 nucleotides long. The record is from the annotation of a GenBank genome assembly. NCBI's taxonomy places the organism in Eukaryota, Fungi, Glomeromycota, Glomeromycetes, Glomerales, Glomeraceae.